UGACCCGUCCCCCCCUGGAAGCUGACGACAAGCAGGUUCAGACUUUACAGGAUUUCCUGUUGUCAUCCUCAGUUACAGUUAGUGCCGAGAAUGAUGGACAGCUCUCCAAGGAGGUGGAUCUUAAAACCACUGUCACCAGUGCUCCAAUCUUCAGACCUCCGGACUGUCCCCAGCAACUCUGAAAGUGAAAUCCCAAACCUGGAUGCCACUGAGAAGACAGUGGUCCUCACCUCCAACACCAGCUCAGUUGCUCAUAGCCGUUCUUCAGGAGCAGUGUCGUACCAUUGGGGUGAUGUAUCUAAGGAUGUGGAGGUGGAUUACAGGCGGGUUGCUGUGUUGGAGGACAGCGGAAGUACCAGUGAUGAGUGGCAUCCAAGCAGCCCUGGCAGCAGCAUCAGCUCAAAUUCUGGCUUUUACGCUUUUGUGGAGGAUCCAACAAGUCCAGAAGCAGUGCAGAAUGAAAUGUGGAUGGUCUCACCACAACGACAAGCACAUCUACUUAUCAUCAAGGAGGACCAGGUCUACAAAGUCCAGACAUACACCAGCAGCCAAAAGCCAAAGAAUCUGUUUCAAGAGAUUGAUGAUGACUUGCACUAUAAAGUAGAUGAAAAGGACAUCAUGAAAGUGGUUGGUGAAAAAGAAGAGCAGAAGCUUAGAAAGGAGAUUAUUCGUGGCCAGGCACCAAAGAAGAGCUUAACUGUCAACAAAUCUUUUGAGGAUCGCAAACAGAGCAGUGACACAAACUGUCUGAUUGAAGGUUUUAGUCUUUGCUACAGUUCUGCUGGCUCCAAACCAGAUGUGACCCUUCCAGAUGAUCCUGAAACCAUUGAUCGGGAACAAAUCAACUUCAGGGUAGCCCGCCAGCAGUUCCUGAAGAUGGAGCAUGACCAGCAGAAAGCAUUCUGUGAUCAUAGGCAGUCUUCAAAAACUCCUCAGCACAUGUCUGUGAACCGAGAUUCUGAUUUGUUUUCAAAGAAGCAGGUAGAUGAGGUCAACCAAGAGUCCAAGCCACACGCAGCUUUGGAUGAAGACAAUAACUUUGCUUUGAGAAAAGUGACAGAACACUGGAGUGGAGAGAAUUUAAGCAGGCAGAGCAGCGUGUUUGAUGACUGGGACCUGCAGUCAGAAGAUGAUACAGGCCGGUCUAUUUCCAGCUUUUGGCAACAUCACAGGAACAGCAGGUCUACAAGUGAGCAUGAGACACCAAUUGAGAGGGAGAUCCGAUUGAUUCAGGAACGUGAAAUGAAUUUACGACUCUCACGAGGCCUGAUGGACAGCAGCAGCAGAGCAGAGAUGGUCGAGAUAAAGACCAGAUGUGUGCAGGGUUCACCGGUACCCUUCAAGGCCAAGGAGAAGAACCGAGUGAGCAUCAUCUCAAAGACUGAGAUCCACAAGGAAAGCCAAGUUCCUCCAGAGAAGCCCAUGGAGAGAAAGAAGAAUGAGAGCAUGAGGACAGAUUACAUUAUGUGGCCUGUAGAAGCUGAAGCAGUUCUGUCUCCCUGCUGUCCACAUCGACACACUGAGGAAACAGAGUUGUGCAUCAGCAAGAUGAGCUCAGGUCCUACCUCCACCAGUCUGGGUGGUUUAGAGGUCCAGAACCGACAAACAAAAUCCCAACAGGAUCUGACAGAGCUGAAAAGGACUCAAGCUGACCGUUUGGCCACAUCUCCAAUGGUGGUGACAGAUGGUGAGGAUAAACUGGGUCUCCUUCAAUCUAGUGAAAUUGGCACGUCUUCAUCCUCUCAUUACGCUUCCUCAUUCGCUCUACCAUCAACGCUAACACCUCAGUACCACCCCUCCUCCACCUGGACCUCAACCUCACCCUGGUCCACUCCUCAUUCCUGGAGAGGGAAGUUGCAGUCAAGAACAUACAGAGCUCCAGACUUCAUUGAAAAGGAGAUUGAGGAGAGUCUGAGGAGAGAGGAGGAGCUUCGACAGCAGAGGGAGUCCAAGAAGGAGAACCUGAACUGGCUACUGUCCCCUCUCCAGGUGCAGCAAGAAGAAAAGAAGACCCUCAGUCUGGCCAGCACUGUGUCUCCGGCGCUGUCCUUGGACAAAGAUACAGGUGAAGCCGGCAGUCUGUCAUCUCAUGCUGCUGUGCGUCCAUCCAUCUCCUUCAUCACUGCUCAGCCCUGGACCGGCUCAAGUCCCUCCUGGUCCACCGGCGGCCCCGUGGUCUCUUCGUCCUCACCGCUCCCUCUCUCCUCCCUGGUGCUUGGGUCUGGAGCACCUCCUCAGAGGAGCCUGGCGGGGGCGCUGCUGCAGGAGUAUGAGGAGAGAACAGCCAAACUGAAACUGGAGGAGAGCUCGGUUGUCGAGUCAACUCGAGUCACUCGCCACAAAAACCAACGUGCCCUCCGCUGGGAGGCUGGCAUCUUCACCAACCAAUUGGACCAAUGAGACAACAUGGGUGGAGCCACAGUCUGAUACUUCCUACCCAGGACUUUAAUCUGAUUCCCUCCAUCAUCUGAUCCUGAAGCUGUUGGAAAUAACUGCUCCUGAUUGGUCCAUUUCAAAUCAAAGCCUGUUAAGGCCCCCCAUCACACCUUACGAAUUAGCCAGCGUAUGCCAAUCGUAUAAAAAAAACACUGGCCAAUAAGUUAAGGGUAAGUUUUUUAUAAGUUAAGAACAUGUUAGUGAUGGGUCAAAAUUGCAUCGCCAUAGCGGCCACACCCUUUGACAUAGAAAAAAGCUUUCAAUAACUUUUGAUCAGUAUCGUCUCUGGAUGAUGUGAAAGAAAUUUGAAGUGCAUUGGACAAAAUCCCUAGGAGGAGU
Molecule: messenger RNA, 2775 nt
Organism: Thalassophryne amazonica
Lineage: Eukaryota; Metazoa; Chordata; Actinopteri; Batrachoidiformes; Batrachoididae
Gene: misp
Product: mitotic spindle positioning
Exons: 3
Coding region: 91-2400 (769 amino acids)
Source: RefSeq, a predicted model, not a curated record